AUGGAUCCGUUAAAUGAUUGUCCGAUUUGUUUCGAGACAUAUGAGAGGUGGAUGGAGACUCCGGAGAUAGAAGGAGGAGGCGGAGAUCCGCCCCGACAUGCCGAGAAGAAGCUAGACUGCUGUGGUCAAUCCUUGUGCUUGCACUGCUAUGGCCACUUGCGCAGAUGUCCAUUCUGUCGUGUGCGUUGGCACGGGGACUCAGAGGACGAUGAUGAUCUCGACCCUGACGAUGCAAACUUUUGGCAGCGCAGAAAUUUUCCCAAUCCAAUCCUCACAGUGUGGGGUACUACUCUAGCAUUGGAUCUGAUUCGGGUGAUGACCUCGUCGGCUCUGACUGGUGCGCGAGCAAUUGCAGCAGCGGCCACCGCUGCAGCCACGGAGUCCCCACUGCUCUUGGCAGGCACUGCAACAGGUGCCGCCGUUGUGGUUGGAGGACUUGCCCUCGUGAAAGCUGCACAACAUCGGCCUGAACAGGCAGAGCGCUUGCAGCAGGCAGUCCGCGAUCGGAUCCGGCAUCAGCUUGUCCUCCGUGUUGCGGCUUCCGACAACAUAAGCAAUUCAUGGCGGAAGGCGGUGACAGAAAUUUGGGAUGCGCUUCAUUGGCACCUCUCGCCACAGCUCAAAGGGAUGCCACAUGUCUAUACUGGGUCGAUCUGGCGGACGAACGCCCGGAUCAAGCACCAUGCUGCGCUCUCUGCUCUUUUGUGCAGUGAUGGCAGCCACGAGAUACCAUCUUCGUCUGCGGCAUCAUCGUCCUCAGCACAAGCUCCCUCGGAGGACACCUUCGUCAGGCUGCGCAUUUGGGGUGAUGUGGUUUUCUGCUUCAUGCUCUGGCUAGACUACAAUCCGCACACGCCGAACUGGGGUGCCUGCACCUCCUACGGGUUGCCGCAUCUGCACUUAUGCUGGCACAAUCGCUGGAGGGAGGAUUUGCGGCAUGUGGUCUGCGACUUGGCCAGACAUGUGGAGAGCGAGUAUGUCCAGGCUGUGCUUCCGCGCCAAGAGCUCAAGUGCGUCGAAUGCUUACUUGCGAUGCUCGACCAUGUCCUUUCUUGGGAGGUUGUGACCUUGGACAGAGGUUCGUCUGAGUUGAUUCAGGCAAGCCUGUGGAACUAUGCCGACUUCUGCACCAAGCUCAAGGAGCGUUUCGCAGAAGCCUGGGCAGCCACAUGGGCGCCCCCGGAAGCCGAAGUGGAGGCUCUUCGCAGCUUCGAGACGCAUGCAGAGGCACUCGUUUGCUCAUUGGCGAACCGGACCCAAAGCGGCUUCCUGCUAGGUAGCCAACUGCAUGGAUCGGGGGUGGAAGAUGCAGAGAGCUUCAAAGCCAUGCCUUUGCCAGUUGCAUCUGCAGGCCUCGAGGAGGAAUCAACACUGCUGGUGGCGAAUCUGCCAUUUGCGGCGACUGCCUCAGGUCAGGUGCAAGUGGUAUGCGCCUGUUGUGCGGGUGACAAGGCUAGACAAGACGGUUACUGGGGCUGA
Messenger RNA from Symbiodinium sp. CCMP2592, 1479 nucleotides. The record is from the annotation of a GenBank genome assembly. Lineage: Eukaryota; Dinophyceae; Suessiales; Symbiodiniaceae.